CUUUUUCCUCCCUCGACGACAAUUCGACGGUCGAUCAGAGAGUGACGAACGGAUGGCGGCAGUCGCAGGCAGCUCCUCCAUUGCUCCCUCGGCCUCGUCUUCGUCGCAGCAGCCCAUCCUCGCCCAAGGCGACUGGACACAAAAGCUCGUCCAGCUCGCAAAAACUGCUGAACUCAAGAAGCAUGCGCUGACGCUGCAGCUCCAUACUGCGAACAUCCUCUCGGCACAUGCGGCUCUAGACGAGAAGAACAAGGCGAUACAGGACGUCAAGGAACAGAAGAACAAGUGAGUCGUCUCG
Messenger RNA from Phanerochaete carnosa HHB-10118-sp, 298 nucleotides. RefSeq lists its product as uncharacterized. The transcript is spliced from 2 exons. The coding region runs from base 53 to 289 and encodes 78 amino acids. The record is from RefSeq and is a predicted model, not a curated record. NCBI's taxonomy places the organism in Eukaryota, Fungi, Basidiomycota, Agaricomycetes, Polyporales, Phanerochaetaceae.